AUGGCAACUGAUUGGCGCGAACUUUCCCGUGUCUCACUUCCAAGCCCUGCACGGGCCAGUAGCCCCAGUUCGUCACAGUCCCAGCCUCCGCAGAAGAACAGUCUCGCUUAUCUUGGCGUUGAGUGCAUUGCUCGGUCUCAGCAGUUUGACUUCAAUGGAGAGGAUACCACUCUGACGCAUGCGAGAGUCAAUGGUUAUGUUGAGUCUCUAAGACGUCGUGUUGCUGAACUUGAACAAAAAAUCAAGAUUGCCGAGCAGAAACAUGUUCAGGCCAGACAUACUUCUUUUGGUACAGCAGAUGCUGUUUCGCCCAUCAAUGGCAAACGCCGACGGUCAAAUUAUGGAUCUAUUUCAUCCGUGCCUGUGAGUGAACAGAUCGCUGCCAAUGGAGAGGAGCAGUCAAGUGUCCAAGACACCAUGAGCGCCAUUGGCCUCUUGUCUAACAAGGCCAUGGCCGAGUCUCGAACGAACACGGGUGACAGACCACAUAAACUCGCCAUCAUUGAGUCAAUAUCGGCAGCUCUUGCUGUAGAUGGUCGAGACCCUUCUAAAGCAUCAUCGUCGCAACCAGUGUAUGUGAUGGAUGACCAACUCAUCCCACUUACACGCGAGUUGACGCUCAGCCACUUCCAGCGGUUUCUCGACUGGAGCGUCUGGCUUCCACAUAUUGACGAACAUCGCUUAUUUGAGCAGUACGAGGCCGUACUGGAGAUGAGCAAUCAGGGCGCCGAUCCAGCUAGAACCGCACUGCCUCGCUUCAACACAUACCUGGCUGUGGCAAUAGGCAUCAGCAUGUCGCCUGAUACUGGUCGCCUUUCUUCACUGGCUAUAAAUCUACACGCUGCAGCUGUGAAGCUAUUGCCCUUCAUUCUCCACUCCCAAGGGCCUCUGGACACACUGCACUGCAUGCUUCUGCUUGCAGUCUUUUCAAUGUUUAGUGCUUCAGGUGGAUCAGCCUGGCACCUUAUGGGUUUUAUUAUGACGAAUUGCAUUGCUGCGGGCCUACACAAGACAGUACCACAACAGAACACAUCAGAUUCAGACGGCACUUAUCGGGUUGAGUGGCUAUUCUGGACAUCAGCUAUGGGUAGACCGUUCACCACUACGGAGGUUGACAUCUCAGUUUCAGUACCAGAUGUAACAGAGGACGAGAUAGAACCUCGCAUAUCAGGGGCAGUGAAAAAUAAGCUUAAUUUGAGUAAACAUCUUAUCACCCACGCUCAGCUUAUUUCAGAUGUACUUGGAAGGCACCAAUCCAGCCCGCUAUUUUCCUACAGCAACCUAUGCUUCUGGCGAGAGUUUCCCCCGCAAACCGGAGGCACUACUACCCCAACAAGCCCGCAAUUCGACUACCUGGAUCAGCUAGCAUGCCGGGCCCUAAUCCUAAUGGUCCAACCCAGAGACCAGAAUCUGACAAACUCCGAAGUCGAUGCUGAGAGUGACGGCGAAGUUGAAGCCGAUACGAUUAGUUGCUGCAAGGCACUCAUUGAGAAACUCUAUAACAGGUCGGGGAGUGGCACCACGGUAUCUUUCCUAGACGCAUAUGAUAUCUUGGCAGCUGCUGUCGCGUAUGUCUGUCUGGUUCAGCGCGCACCACAGCCGAAUCAACAAGGCUUGACGCAAACGUUCGAGGUAUGCUCAUCCAAGUUCUCUGCAUUGAGCAUUUUCCAGCAAUUCCUCCUGUCCCUUUCUACCAAGAUGAUGGGAGGACAGGGCAACCUGCAGAAUGACCAGGACUUCAUACCCCCCGAAAUUCCAAGUCAUUUACGUCGUAUAGUGCAACGCUAUUCCUCAUCAGGAACAGUCAGUAACUCGCUUUGA
Messenger RNA from Fusarium oxysporum Fo47, 1821 nucleotides. Its product is annotated as fungal specific transcription factor domain-containing protein. The transcript has 7 exons. Gene Ontology annotation, molecular function: DNA-binding transcription factor activity, RNA polymerase II-specific; zinc ion binding; sequence-specific DNA binding. Gene Ontology annotation, biological process: positive regulation of transcription by RNA polymerase II; DNA-templated transcription. The coding region runs from base 1 to 1821 and encodes 606 amino acids. NCBI's taxonomy places the organism in Eukaryota, Fungi, Ascomycota, Sordariomycetes, Hypocreales, Nectriaceae. The record is from RefSeq and is a predicted model, not a curated record.